Molecule: messenger RNA, 8876 nt
Organism: Arvicanthis niloticus (Nile rat)
Lineage: Eukaryota; Metazoa; Chordata; Mammalia; Rodentia; Muridae
Source: RefSeq, a predicted model, not a curated record
GCUGCUUGGAUUAAGUCAUGGGGAGGAGAGGAGAGACAGAAAUCCCACACCUCCUCUCUGUUUAGGUAGAACGUUGCCCUCCAUCAGUCUGAUUGUCCAGCCUAUUCUAUGCUGUCUACCACUGUCUGUCUGUCUGUCUGUCUGUCUGUCUGUCUGUCUGUCUGUCUGUCUGUGUGUCUAUCCAUGAAUAUAUUGGUGGGCACAUGCCCUCGUCACGGUCCUUCGUCUCUGAAACCUUAACAAACGUCAGGUGUUGGAGACACCAUCGUCCGGGAAUGCAUUCGACGGGAGGUGGAUCUUUCUUUUGCUUAGCUUGUGCCCUUGUGAAUGGCACCAGAUGUUCACACAAACACAGUGUCUCAUCGAGGAGAGAUGGCCCCUAGGCAGGUCUCGCAAGGAGCCCGGUGCAGGGAACGCGCUUACCCUGUGGCUAAUGGUGAGCUUCGGGAGUCUGCACCUUGUCGCUACCACGUAGGCAAGGAGGAGUCCCCCUAGCUUGGCUCUGCCCUCCCAGCGAUACGCUGGCACCGGGCGGGAGGAGAUGAUCUGAUGUUAGACGACCUCGGUGGCCUCUGCUGUUAUUUAAAUAAACACUAAGCUUGGCAGCGCUGCAGGAACAUUUGGUGGCCCCUGGCAACAGACAUCAUCUGCAAGAAGGGUCGCGCUACAUUGACAGAAAAACCAAGGUCUCCAUAAGGCACAAGGCACAAGGCACAAGGCACAAGCCUGAGUUGUCCACGGUUCUCAAGCUCUCCGCUCUGGGAAUGAGGUCCGGUGACGUCUCGGAAUGAACCCCAGAGAAUGUGUGUGCUCUUCUCAAGAGCGUUGCGCCGGUGUUCCCCAAGAGCUGGACAUUCUACCCGCACAAGGUCUGAAGUUCUCAGUGCUGCUCCUAGCAGCCAACUCUGCCCACAGCCCAGUAACUGGUUGGGGACGGUUCCACUGCCUUGUUAUUUUCACACUGGUGAACAUGCCGAAGGAAGAGGAUUGGAAGGAUUUUUCCGAGAGACAAAUCAGCUCAGUGUUUCCCCACCUGCACCACUUGGAGGAAAUACUGUUUUUAAAAAGAAAUCAGAAGGAUUCUUUGUUUCCCCCACUUGAAAGGAAUAAAGUUCAGGAGCAUCCCACAGAUGCUGGAAGUCUUUCUGUGAAUCUCCUCAACUGGUGAUGUCACUACAGCAGAAGUGUAUACCCAACUCGUGUUGAAGUCCAGGCUGUCCUCUUUCCCAUGUCCCUGUGGCUUCCAGGUAAACCCUGGGACUCCAGGACAGCCAUAAGGAUAAGCAAAGCCCCCCCGUACCUGGCGGCGAUGGACACUCUUGUUGCUCAGUUGAUCCCUGCACCCCAAUGCUGGCACAGCAGCUAGAUUGGGGACACUGGACAUCUGGAAACUUGGUUUGUUACUGUGAAGAUGUGCAAUGGCCUGAAAUGCAGGUCUGCUGAGGAAGCCAUCCAACUCUUCUCACGUACUGAUGGGGUUCCCACACCCUUCAGGGACAGGCCAGCUGACACCGUCAUGACCAAUAUCUUAGCAACCCUGUAGCCUGAUCAGUGCAGACUCAGCUGACCACCCCCAAGAAGUCCCCAGCAUCAUUCCCUGUGAGCUCUUCAGAGGCCUUCUACAGCUGAAACCUGCUUCCAGCCUGUCUCACCAACAAAGAGGCUUAAUUCCAGCCCUACUUCCAGAAGCUUCAGUGGCCAGCUGAACCUGCUGUCCUUCUGGGUAUACAGUUCCCAAGAGAAUCUGGGGCAUCUGUAGGAUCUAUGGCAGCAGGACUGUCUCCAGGCCCUGGGAGCCACUCUGUGAUGGAAAGCUUGACAUCUGUGUGCUCUGCAAUGGGACAGUUCUGGACAUAGGGACCGCUCUGCCUCCUGUGGCUCAGACACUGGAGAGAACACAGCCAAAGUGUAAUGUCAGGGAAGAGUACUGGACAUCUCUCCCUUCUGUGGAAGUGUUCUUACAUCCAUUCACAAGGGAAACAACCUCUGACACAUGACCUCUUACGCAUGACUCUGUAUAUGAGAACUGUGAGGUCUUCAUACUGCCCCACCAGACUCCAUUAUAAAGUGAGGGUACCAGUUGUCCAGGGAGCAAGCUGUUGGAAUGAGAGCUUCUGGGAGGCACGAUAUCUCCCUCAAGAUUGUGCUGGCCAUGGGCUGCCUCCUCCUGGUCGGCUUUUCAGGGGCCACAUCAGCAGUGUCAACUGAGUGUCCUGAUCAGAGUCCUGAGCUGCAGCCUUGGAACCCUGGCCAUGACAGAGACCAUCAAGUACACAUUGGCCAUGGCAGGAAACUACUGCUUACCUCUUCUGCCACAGUGCACUCCAUCACUAUAUCAGGGGGAGGAAAGCUUGUUAUUAAAGACCACCACGAGCACAUCGUGCUGCGCACCCGGUUCAUCCUUAUUGAUGAUGGUGGAGAGCUGCAUGCUGGGAGUGCCCUCUGCCCUUUUGAAGGCAAUUUCAGUAUUGUGCUGUAUGGAAGGGCUGAUGAAAACAUCCUGCCGGACCCUUACUAUGGCUUGAAGUACCUUGGAGUGGACAAAGGAGGCACUCUGGAGUUACAUGGGCAAAAAAAGCUUUCCUGGACUUUUCUAAACAAGACCCUUCAUCCCGGUGGCAUGCAGGAGGGAGGAUAUUUUUUUGAAAGAAGCUGGGGGCACCGUGGAGUCAUUGUUCAUGUCAUUGAUGCCAAAUUGGGCGCAGUUGUCCAUUCUGACCGGUUCGACACUUACAGAUCCAAGAAAGAAAGUGAACGUCUGGUCCAGUAUUUGAAUGCAGUGCCCGAUGGCAGGAUUCUUUCUGUUGCAGUGAAUGAUGAAGGUUCUAGAAACCUGGAUGACACAGCUCGGAAGGCAAUGACCAAACUGGGAAGCAAGCACUUCCUCCACCUUGGAUUUAGACACCCUUGGAGCUUCAUCACCGUGAAAGGAAAUCCUUCCUCUUCAGUUGAAGACCACAUUGAAUACCAUGGUCACAAAGGCUCAGCUGCUGCCCGAGUUUUCAAACUGUUCCAGACAGAGCAUGGCGAACAUUUCAAUGUUUCUUCAUCCAGCGAAUGGGUUCAAGAUGUGGAAUGGACAGAGUGGUUUGACCAUGAUAAGGUGCCUCAGAGCAAAGGUGGGGAGAAGAUUUCAGAUUUGCGAGCAGCUUACCCAGGAAAAAUCUGCAAUCGACCCAUUGAUAUACAGGCCACAACAAUGGAUGGAGUCGCCCUCAGCACUGAGGUUGUCUACAAAAAUGGUCAAGAUUACAGGUUUGCUUGCUACAGCCGGGGCAGAGCCUGCCGCAGCUAUCGAGUGAGAUUCUUAUGUGGAAAACCAGUGAGGCCCAAGCUCACGGUCAGCAUCGACACCAAUGUAAACAGCACCAUCCUGAGUCUGGUGGACAAUGUGCGGUCAUGGAAGCCUGGAGACACCCUGGUCGUUGCCAGCACUGACUACUCCAUGUACCAGGCAGAAGAGUUCCGGGUGCUCCCCUGCAGAGCUUGCAGCUCUACACAGGUCAAGGUGGCAGGGAAACCCCAGUACCUACAUAUUGGGGAGGAGAUUGACGGUGUAGACAUGCGGGCUGAGGUCGGACUCCUGACUCGGAACAUUGUGGUGAUGGGGGAGAUGGAGGACAGAUGCUAUCCCUACAGCAAUCACAUCUGUGACUUCUUCGACUUCGAUACCUUCGGGGGCCACAUCAAGUUUGCACUGGGGUUUAAAGCAGUCCACUUGGAGGGCGUGGAGCUGAAGUACAUGGGGCAGCAGCUAGUGGGCCAGUACCCAAUUCACUUCCACCUGGCUGGAGAUUUGGACGAACGGGGAGGCUAUGACCCACCUACGUACAUCAGGGAUCUCUCCAUUCAUCACACAUUCUCCCGCUGUGUCACUGUCCACGGCUCCAACGGUCUGUUGAUCAAGGAUGUUGUGGGCUAUAAUUCUUUGGGCCACUGCUUCUUCACUGAAGAUGGGCCAGAGGAACGCAACACUUUUGACCACUGCCUUGGCCUCCUUGUUAAGUCAGGGACCCUCCUCCCAUCGGAUCGGGAUAGCAGGAUGUGCAAAGUGAUCACAGAGGACUCAUACCCAGGGUACAUUCCCAAGCCCAGGCAGGACUGCAAUGCUGUGUCCACUUUCUGGAUGGCGAAUCCCAACAACAAUCUCAUCAACUGUGCAGCUGCCGGGUCGGAGGAAACUGGAUUUUGGUUCAUUUUUCACCAUGUGCCAACAGGCCCCUCCGUGGGAAUGUACUCCCCAGGUUAUUCUGAGCACAUUCCACUGGGAAAAUUUUACAACAACCGAGCACAUUCUAACUACCGGGCUGGCAUGAUCAUAGACAAUGGAGUCAAGACGACUGAGGCCUCAGCAAAGGACAAGCGGCCCUUCCUCUCCAUCAUCUCUGCCAGGUACAGCCCUCACCAGGAUGCAGACCCACUGAAACCCCGGGAACCAGCCAUUAUCCGACACUUCACCGCCUACAAGAACCAGGAUCAUGGAGCCUGGCUGCGGGGUGGGGAUGUGUGGCUGGACAACUGUCGGUUUGCUGACAAUGGCAUCGGUCUGACCCUAGCCAGUGGUGGAACCUUCCCAUAUGAUGAUGGCUCCAAGCAGGAGAUAAAGAACAGCUUGUUUGUUGGCGAGAGUGGCAAUGUGGGCACAGAAAUGAUGGACAACAGGAUCUGGGGCCCAGGUGGCUUGGACCACAGUGGAAGGACCCUCCCUAUUGGCCAGAAUUUUCCAAUUAGAGGAAUUCAGUUCUACGAUGGUCCCAUCAACAUCCAGAACUGCACCUUCCGAAAGUUCGCAGCCCUUGAGGGCAGGCACACUAGUGCCUUGGCCUUCCGCCUAAACAAUGCCUGGCAAAGCUGCCCACACAACAAUGUGACCAACAUUGCCUUUGAGGAUGUCCCGAUUACUUCCAGAGUGUUCUUCGGAGAGCCCGGGCCCUGGUUCAACCAGCUGGACAUGGAUGGGGACAAGACAUCUGUGUUCCAUGAUCUGGACGGCUCUGUGUCGGAGUACCCUGGCUCCUAUCUCACUAAGGACGACAAUUGGCUGGUUCGACACCCAGACUGCAUCAAUGUCCCAGACUGGAGAGGGGCCAUCUGCAGUGGGCGCUAUGCACAGAUGUACAUCCAGGCCUACAAGAGCAGCAAUCUGCGCAUGAAGAUCAUCAAAAAUGACUUCCCCAGCCACCCUCUCUACCUGGAGGGGGCCCUCACCAGGAGCACCCACUACCAGCAGUAUCAGCCUGUCAUCACCCUACAGAAGGGCUAUACCAUCCACUGGGACCAGACAGCCCCUGCUGAGCUUGCCAUCUGGCUCAUCAACUUCAACAAGGGUGACUGGAUCCGAGUGGGGCUCUGCUACCCAAGAGGCACCACCUUUUCCAUCCUUUCAGAUGUUCACAAUCGCCUGCUAAAGCAAACGUCCAAGACUGGGACCUUUGUGAGGACCCUGCAGAUGGACAAAGUUGAGCAGAGCUAUCCUGGCAGGAGCCACUACUACUGGGAUGAGGAUUCUGGGUUGCUCUUCUUGAAGCUAAAAGCCCAGAAUGAAAGGGAGAAAUUUGCUUUCUGCUCCAUGAAGGGUUGUGAGAGAAUCAAGAUUAAAGCUCUGCUCCCAAGGAACGCAGGCAUCAGCGACUGCACUGCCACUGCUUACCCCAGGUUCACUGAGAGGGCCAUAGUGGACGUGCCAAUGCCCAGGAAACUCUAUGGGGCUCAGCUGAAGACAAAAGACCACUUCCUGGAAGUGAAGAUGGAAAGUUCCAGGCAGCACUUCUUCCACCUUCGGAAUGACUUCGCUUAUAUUGAAGUGGAUGGGAGGAAGUACCCUUGCUCAGAAGAUGGCAUCCAGAUAGUGGUGAUUGAUGGGAAUCGAGGUCAUGUGGUGAGCCAUGGCAGCUUCAGAAAUGCUAUUCUGCAGGGCAUACCCUGGCAACUCUUCAACUAUGUGGCAGCUAUCCCUGACAACUCAAUAGUGCUCAUGGCAUCAAAGGGCAGAUCCAUCACCAGAGGCCCGUGGACCAGGGUGCUGGAGAAGCUCGGGGCAGACAAAGGUCUCAAGUUGAAAGAAAAGAUGGCAUUUGUCGGGUUCAAAGGCAGCUUCCGACCCAUCUGGGUGACUCUGGAGACUGAGGAACACAAGGCCAAAAUCUUCCAAGUAGUGCCCAUCCCUGUGGUGAGAAAGAAGAAGCUAUAGGGAGAGUUGUCACUUGGUACCACUCCAGGCUGGACCCCUACAGCAGCUGGGGACAGGAUGGCUGGGUCCCCUGGCUCUCAGCUCUGCUGGGCUAAGGGACAGAUAUCAGAGACCUUGGUGCUGCCACCUGCCCCUACUCAAGUCUACCUGCAGCCCCUGGGCAGUGUUGGCCGAUGCUACAACCUCCUUUUGGGUGCUUCUCUCCACUCUGUGCCUCAUCAGUAGGCAUGGGGACCAUACAAAGAGACCUAGGUUGUGCUGGCAGAAAAGGGCCACUUGGGCAGGAGUCUGAACCCACCUGGGAGAAGGUCUGGAUAAUGGGACCACUCAUAGAUUUCCACAGUCACUUUCAGAUACAUUAAGUGGCAGAUGGAGGGAGAACAUCUUUAUUCCUAUAAGCGAGGGUAAGGCUUCCUGGGUUUAGGAGCUGUCUGCAGAAAGAGCUGUCCAUUGUGGCAGACUGCAUUGGGGAGGAGAUGGAAUCCUUUUUCAAGAGACUUCAGCUGGCACAUUGGGACAGGGACUAGGUGGCUCCUGUUUGUCCUUCCCGAGAUUGCAGAACUCUACUGUGUUUUGCUCUGUGUCUGGAGCCCAUCAGUAGAAGUAAUCAUUGUAGCUGACAUCUCCACUGAGUGCCCUGGGUACAAACAAUGGAGAGGUGAGAGCUCACACCUGGGAGUCCACCAGUGACAAGCAGCCAGGCCUCAGCACACUCUGAGCCCAAAAGGGAGUGACACAGUUGAGCAGAGGUAGAUUGGAGGAGGGGAACUUAACCACACCCAGGAACAUGGGGAAGGCUUUUUCUGGGAGGUGAUGGUCCUGGCAGGAGUAAAGGACGGAGAUGAUGGAGAGAGAUGAAGUGGCCUCUGGCAUGACACCACCUGCAGCGUCUGUGUCAUGCCAGGUCAUCUCUUGCCCUACGCGGCUGACUCACUUAUGAUAGAGAAGCAGGGUCUACAGAGAGAAAUGGACGGGGGUACGAUGCACAGAACCUUGUUCAGACUGGUCUCCAGCAAGGCCCCUCUGACUCUGCGAGAGAGUGGAGUGAAGUUCACAGACCUGAAGCUCUACAAUGGGACUCCCGUGCACUUCAGCUUGGAGCUGAGCAGAAGACUCCAGGAAAUCUGAGCAUGCUCACACCACAGUGAACCUGUGUGUCAGAGAUGGAGAGGACCUUGCGGUGGUGGUGGUGGGGGGGGGCCUCAAGGGCCAUCUAGUCCAGCAUUUUGUACCUAUAUCUGAGGAAAAAUGGUACUCUAACCACACAGUCAGGUCCGUGAGCCCCAAGCUCAGCACCCACUGCCACACCACACUGCCUCAGUGGCUAGUCCAGGGAGUUCAGUAUUCCCAAAGUCACUUUUGAAAGGGAACAUAUCCCCUGGAAUGGGGAGAAGAGGUCCAGAAUAUAAUGGUCUCUUGUAAAGGGCUUUUCCCUCUUACCCCUCAGUACACACUUCCCACUCCCCUCUGGGCAGCAGCCCUGCCACUUUCUUUACACUGCUGGCCACACGUGGGCAUGGGCUACUCAUGACUGUGGAAUUCCUUCAGUGCCACCUUAUUCCACAGUGGUGCUGGUAUGCCCAAUGGAUAAGAUCAGGAUAUGCCAAUGUGCUUCUGCUGGGCCAACUGGCUCCUUGUGGGGAUCUGAGAGUGGUUGGCUCCAGUCCAGGGUCUUUCAGUUUAUGUUCACUCUGUCUGAGCAAACAGCUUCGAAGCCCAGACGAGUGGAAACUAUUCCUGUUCAAUAUUCUUCUGAGACAUCAGAGUUUCUCUGUGUUUCAUGUAUGGGUUUGGUCCCAUUUCCUCCACAACCACAAACUCUUUCUUUCAAAAAAGACCUGCUUUGGUCCCCUCUGUCCAGUGGUGUCAAGGAGCCUUAGUCCCAGAGUCCACUCUCCAGGUUGAGCCAACUCCCAGGGGGUCUUUCUCACUGAAUGGGUCUUCCAGCUGCUGGGAGGUGACUGUGGGACAAUGACUCUUAAGACAUAGUGGCUUCAGUUACCAAUGUCAAAGGAAAGACAUCUUCCGGGGGGAUGAGAGGGAGGGGAUAAAAGUGACCUCAUGUUUUUCUUGUCUAAGUUUCAUUGAAUUUUCAAUGCGAGGGUCUCACACUGUGAACCACUUAAGACACAAUCACUUUCAGGUGGCCAUGAAUGUUAAAUGUCUCUGGCUCAGUUCAUUUCAGCAAAUACCUAUUGGAAAGUUCUCUGGGUUGUACCUAUGUUGAACAGUACAGAGUUCUGUACAGAAAGCGUUCUUUCCUAAGCCAUCCACCAAGAGUUGAUGUACAGGCAUUUUCUUGGUAGCACAAAAGUCUUUCUUGCUUAGAAAGUUGCUCUUGUCCUUUCUGUUGGCCGGCAUUGCCAUUGAGCCAGGGGCCUUUGAUUGAAAGGUUCAUCUGUCCUGUCGGCUGAACAGCUGGCCCUUUGUUGUGAAUUGGAUGCACAGCAUGUUUUGUAUGUAAAUGUUCCUUAAAGGUGUCACCAUGAACAAAAGGUCUAUUUUCUAUUUAUUUAUUAUAUAUUCACUUCCAGAAGUCACUGUCACAGAAGUGAAGAGUCAUCUUAAGUAUUACAUUAGAGGAUGUCCUUUGGACCACUGGGAGGAGGUGUGCCCAGAGCCAAGGACAUCAGCUCUAGUUUGGAAAAAAUCCUGCUGUACCAUAUUAAAUAUACAAAAAAUGUCA